GGCCGAGUGUAUCGGCCGCGCAGCUGUCAGUCUUCCCUGGGUGUGCCGCCAUGUCGGAGGUUGCCUCGGGGCUGGCCAGGCGGGCGUACUGGUUGUGUGCUAAGCGUGGCUGCAGUGCUUGGAACUGGUGUGACAAGCGGUGGACUUGCAAGGCGUGCGGCACCAGUGCUCCCCCAUGGACGAAGGAGUAUCGCUCUGACAAGCCCCCCCCGCGGGCGGACGCAGACGGGUUCGUGCAGCAGCCCAGGGGAAGGGCUGAGCAGCGCGCUGCGAGGCGCUCGGCCUCCCAGCGGGCCCUCUCGGGGAGCACCGCGCCCAGCAGCGCCCCCAACAGCAGGGCGCGGCGCGCGCGGCCUUGGGGAGAGGCCAAGACGCAGAACGAGGAGCUGCAGGCGCAGCUCGAUGCGGCCAGGGAGCGCGUCGCCACGCUCCAGGGGGCUUCGGCGCUCGGGCUCUCCGUGGACUUCCAGCGUGAGGCGGAGAACGCCCUCCAGCAGGGCAAGGACCAGGUCGCCGCCCUGGAGCGGUCCGUCCAGGAGGCCCAGCAGACGGAGCGCCCGCCUCACUCGGUGCUCCACAUUGAGGCCAACGCCAUCCAGAAGGUCGAGCGCCAGUUGGCCACGGCGCGUACCAGGAAGGAGAAGCUCCAGCUGCAGGCGUCCGAGCUGCGCGAGCUCAUCGCGGAGAAGCAGGAGCAGCUAUCGGCAGCCGAGUUGGGGGUUGAUGAAGUCACUGGGCAGAUUGCAGAGCUGGAAGAGACCAGGGCCAAGGUCACUCAGCAGGCGAUCCAGCGGGCCAGCGCAGCGGUCGGAGGCGUGCCGAGCCCGCUUGGGGACGCAGUCCAGGGGCUGCUCUCUCAGGUUGGCGCCCUUUCGGAUCUCCUCAAGCAGCACGGCGCCGACCUGCCGCCCAGGUUUUCGGAGAUCGUCGAGAUUCUCAACACGCAGAAGGAGGCGGUCGCUGACGUGCUCAGGCCCCGAAGCAGCUCGGUCAGGAAGCGUUGGGGCGACAGCGUCGGUGACGACGGCCUCGCGACCGAGGAUGACGACAUGCCGCUCGACAUCGUGGCCCCAGGUGGGCCCGCGGCCGCCCCUCCCGCGGCCGCCCCGCUGGCAGGGCCGACCGCGGCUGGGCCGCCAGCCGCGCGAGUCAGGCCAGCGGACGGACCCUACGGCCCAGCAGCGGCCCGUGGCCAACACGGGGCUACCCUGGGCGCGUGGCCUCAGGUGGAGCCCAGCCUCACCAAGGCCCUCGCCGAGCAAGGGGCGGCCUUCACGGACGGCGACCCCUUGCGGCGGGCGGCGCCGAGCACCCUCGCCCGGGGUAGCCAGCCGGCGCGGUCGGGAUCACCGAGGAGCACAGCGGGCCCCGUGUCUGACGCUGAUGGGCGGGCCGCUCGCGAGGCAGCUGUCAUCGGCAAGGCGCCGCAGGUCGGCAGGGCAGGAGGCCAGCAGCUUAGAGCCGGCCUCGUCAUGUUCGGCUGCAACGGCAACGCUUGGAGCAGGAGCAUUGAAGCCCUCGAGGCCUUCUUCAAGGCGUACGACUACUGGCCUGACGUCGUGGCGCUGCAGGAGACGAGGCUCCUGCGUGCGCGCCUGGCCAGUGCUGCGGCUCAGGCCCGCGGCCUGGGCUACGCGGCCUUCCUCCACGAGGCGGCGCCGACGGAGAAGCAAGGGCCCCAGGCGACCUCAGGCGGCGUGGCGAUUCUGGUGCGAGACGGCUUGCAGGCCGACGAGUCGGCGUGCCCUUUGCCCUCGGCCUUGCGCCACCGCCUCAUCGGGGUGGAGGUCGCCGCUGCCUCGGGCUUUCGGGUCCUGGUGCUGGCUGGGUACUUUCAGCACUCUGUGGGCCCUCGAGGCACCAACCUGGACUUGUUUUCGGCCAUCUCGGAGGUGACGGGCUUUUCUGCCGACAUCCCGUGGGUCCUCCAAGCCGACUUCAACAUGGAGCCCGAGCCACUGGAGGAAUUGGGGUGGCCCGCUGCGGUGCGGGGGCAUGUCCUGGGGCCCUCGGAGGCGACGUGCCAUGCCGAGGGAUGUGACCACCUCUACGACUGGUUCGUGGCUUCCUCGGCGUUGGCAGCCUGCACGGCCUCCUGCGCCACCACGCUCGAGGGCUUCGGUCUGCACCCUCAUCGCCCUGUCCUGCUUCGUCUCCAGGACGUUCGGGCAGAUGCGUUGGUGGAGGUUCCGUCCAGGCCCGCACGCUUCCCCGAAGUUGCUCCUGAGCUCCUUCGGGCGCGCGAGGACGCGGAGAUUGCGUGCUACUCGGUUGGCAAGAAAGGACAGGUCACGCCCAGGAGCGUUGCGUGGUCCUGGGACGCAGGCACUUCGCCGACCAACCUCUCCGACGCCUUCAGCGAGUGGGCUGCGGCGGCAGAAGGCACCCUGGUCGGCAUCCACGGCAUCGUCCAGGCCGACUUGGCCCGUCAUCUCGGCAGAGGAGAGGGGCCGCGGCUGACCCUCAAGCCCCUCAGUGCCUUGGUCAAGCGAGACGCCAGGUUCAGGUUCAUCCUCCUCACGCACCGCCUGCGGAGCUGCCUGGACGUUGCCCUCCAGCGGCUGCGCGCUGAGAGGACUGGCCGCUGGCACCCUCGGCAUGCAGACUGGUACGGGCACCAGGCCGGGCUCAGGGCGCAGCUCUUGCUGGAGGCGGUGCAGGAGGCCGCCGACUCGGACGGUGGAGCUCUUCCUGGCGCAGCUCCUGAUCGACUGGGCGACCUGGUGUUUCAGGCGGGCGUCCACGGCAGCCCUGAUGCCGUUCGGGACCUCCAAGGGCUGCUCGGAGCAUCGCAGCGCCGCGACGCGGCGGAGAGCGCCCAGGCCUGGCGCAACUGGGCGCAGACAGCGGUUGAGAAGGGCGGUCGUCUGGCCCACCGCUUCUCGAAGGCGACGCCGCCGCCGACGGUCAGGGACGCUGACUCUGGCAGGAGGCUCGUUGGGAUGGCAGCGAUCGGCGAGCUCACGAGUGUCUGGCAGAAGCUGUGGCUCCAGGACGGCUUUGCCCUGGGUGCUGGGGCCAGCAGCUGGGACGUUGGCGAGUGGCGGCUGCCACCCAUCUCGCUGGAGCAGCUCCAGGCGGCCUGCAAGCGCUACAGCCCCUCGGUGGGGCUCGGGAUGGUCCUCGCGGCGGGCAUGGCUUCCCCCGCCUUCGGCACUACGGGUACGGUUCUGGCUGGGUGUGCGUGUGCGACAGCAGUUGCGAAGCUCCCAGUGCUGGGCGCCCUCCUGGCCGCGGGGGCGAUGUGCCCAUUGAUCACGCCGCGGAACGUUGUCGACGACAUCUCGCUCCAGGCGGUCGGCACGGCCCGACUAGUCAAGCGUCGGAUGUUGGUUUCCAGCUGUGAAGUGGUCCGCCUGCUGCGUGAGCAGCACCUCCCACUCAACGAGAGUAAGUCGGUCUUCCUGGCCUCGUCGCCACAGCUCGCCAAGGAGCUCUCCGAGGCGUGGGCAGCGCAGGGCCUGGCCUUCAAGAGGGGACUGCAGGCGAGGAACCUCGGCACCGACGCCAACAUCACUCGUCGAGGCGUGCAUGAAGGAGCUGUGCGUGCGGUCGGCGGCCUUCGGCGUGGCCGCAGGCUCGGGGUGCUUCGCUCCGCUGGGGCGGCGACCGAGAUGGUCCACCGUGCUGGGCCCACCGCAGCGAUGCUGUGGGGGCGUACUGUGACUGGUGUGCCUGAUGGGGAGCUACAUUCGUGGCGCUUGGCGGCGGCGCGCUCGGCUGGGAAGCUCCCCAAGGGCGCCUCACUCGGGCUGAGGCUCAGGGCGGAGGAGGUCAUGCGGUCCAUCGACCUCGACCCGAGCCCCGCGUUGCUUCGUGCCGCUGUGCAGAUGGCGGCCAGCCUCCUGCAGUCGGGGGAGGUCUCGCAGCGCAUGUUCGAGACGGCCGUGCAGGAGGCGCAGUGGAGGCACGCGGGAGCAGCAGCCCCAUGGGCGCAUUGCCGUACGCCAGUGGAUGCCCUGGCUCUCUCGCUCACCAGGGUGGGCUGGAGACUCGUCCAAGGCACCUGCCUCGCCACCGACGACGGCCACUUCCUGGACCUGCGCAUGAUGGGGCCGCGCGAGCUGGGCCUGCUGGCAGCGGCAGGGGCGCGGCGUGCUUCGGACAGGUCGGAGCUGGCCCGCCUAGGCCAUGGAGCGCUCCCCCCGAUGCCCCUGUUCUGGGAGGCCUUCUCGGAGGUCCUCGGGUCGGGCAGCAAGCUCAGCCCCAGGGAGAAGGCGGCGGUGGUGAGUUUCCUCUCCAACGCCCACUGGCCCCAGAUCCGUCUGCACUCGGCGGGGGAGAGGGAGCAUGCUCGCUGCUGCGCAUGCGAUGCACCCCGCGGCAGUCUCUGGCACAGGCUGUUCGAGUGUCCCGUCCUCGCGGGGCCGAGGCGCGACUCGACCUCCGACCGCCUGCGGCGCUGUGCACACCGUGCACGUGGCCGAGGUGAGGAGGCGGGGGAAUGCUUUGCGCGCUGCUGGCUCCCUCAGCCCCCGAGGGCCGCUCUGAGGUCGGAUGCCAUGGCUGUCAUGUGGUGCAAUCGCCCCGUUGACGGUCUCCUCGGGGGGCGCCUCUACCUGGAUGGGUCGGCGCUCGACCCCGAGCACGCGAGCCUGCGGCGUGCGGGCUGGAGCAUCGUGCAGUGCGACUCCGACGGCAACAUGGAGUGCGCGGUGUACGGCAGCGUGCGCCAAGACCUCUGCCCUUUCCAGUCGGCCAAGGACGGUGAGGAUUUCGCGGUCUGGAUGCUGUCCCGCUUCCUGGGCCCGUGUGUGGACGAGAUCCUCAUCGAUUGUGCGUCUACGGUCAGCUGCAUGACGUUGGGCAAGAAGUACGCGACGGCAGCCAACAAGCCCAAUGCCCAUCUCUGGGCGGGGAUCUACGCUUCGCUGGACGUGGACAUGCUUAAGGUUACCAAGGUGGCAGCCCACUGCACCGCCCGUGACGUGCUGGAUGGCAAGAUCACGGAGGCGGACCUCCGCGGCAAUGGUCAUGCCGACCGCUGGGCCAAGGCAGGUGCGGCGCUGCACCGCUUCAGCCCCGUGGCCAGGCGGGAGUUCUUCGGCACGAUGGAGGUGGUGAGGGAGCUCUCAUGCUGGGUGGCGCAGGCCUCCCUCAUCUGGCAGGGGAUCGAGGUCAAGGACUGCGAGGGCCUGCCAGAGGGCAGCGAGCGGAGGGCUGUUUCCUUCGCCGCGCCCGUGGCGGAGCCUGCCAGGCGCCGCCAGGUCGACUCGGGUUCGGGCGACGGGUGGGCCUCGGCGGCGCGCGCUGGUGGAGUAUCCCUCGGUGCGACGGCCUUCGUUUUCGCUGGCCACGUCCUGGCCUUCGCCAGGUGCGGGGAGGGCGCCGCCGAGCAGGAGCUGAUGGCGUGCACCCACUGCGGGGCGUACGCGCGGCUUGGCGGGCGCUCAGGCGCGGCACCCAAGCUCAAGGAGCAAUGCCCAGGGUCUGCAGGGCUCCCCAAGGGCAGGCGCGACCAGAAGGCACGCUGGCUGCAGGGGCGGCACCCUGCUGGCACGCCCCACAGCGGCAACAAGCGGGCCAGCGGCGCGGCGGUGCCCAGCCUUCGCAAGGAGGACGUGGUGCCGAUGGACGCCAGGGUGCGCUUCCUGCAGUGGCUGGGCGUCCGUCCCGAGGACGGUGCCCCUGGCGGCGAUGCCGCCGGCGCCAGCCGCGGGCCCCCCAGCGGCGCGUCGGCCGCUGGCGAGGCUGCGGCGGCGCCGCUGGCAUGGCUGAGCGCCUACGGCCUGGACGAGGCGAGCCUCCUCGAGUGGUCGGCCGCGGCAGAGGCGGCGCGCGAGGACAGGCGCAAGCGGCGCCGCCGCGCUGAUGAAGACGAGGGGUCGUGA
This is a messenger RNA of Prorocentrum cordatum, 5831 nucleotides long. NCBI's taxonomy places the organism in Eukaryota, Dinophyceae, Prorocentrales, Prorocentraceae. The record is from the annotation of a GenBank genome assembly.